AUGCAUUUUACAAUUAGUAGAAAUCUACGGCUAUUUGAAAGACAUAAAAAGUUUUAUUUUUAUCGCUUUAUUUCUGAUGGAUUCCGUCAACCUGAUCUUUCUGGACUUGCUUAUGUUUCCCCUGUAGAAAAAAUAAGAAAUAUAGGUAUUUCUGCACAUAUUGAUUCUGGAAAAACAACAGUAACUGAAAGAAUUCUUUAUUAUGCAGGGAAAAUUGAUGCAAUGCACGAGGUUAAAGGAAAAGAUAAAGUUGGUGCUACUAUGGAUUUUAUGGAAUUGGAACGUCAACGUGGAAUAACAAUACAAUCAGCCGCCACAUAUGUUGAUUGGCAUGGAACUAAUAUAAAUAUUAUUGAUACACCAGGUCACGUUGAUUUCACUGUGGAAGUUGAACGUGCUUUAAGAGUGCUUGAUGGCGCCGUUCUUGUUCUUUGUGGUGUUGGAGGUGUUCAAAGUCAGACUUUUACUGUCAAUCGGCAACUUCGGCGAUAUAAUGUCCCUUUUAUUUGUUUUAUAAAUAAAUUGGAUCGUGUCGGUGCGAGUCCUCAAAAUGCUUUGUUGGGCCUUCGUUCAAAAUUAAAUCAUAAUGCUGCUUUUAUUCAAAUGCCUAUUGGAUUAGAAUCACAAUUUAAAGGAGUAAUUGAUUUAAUUGAGGAACAUGCUGUUUUUAAUGCGAAUGAUGAUGGUUCUGAACUUAGAGCCGAAGAAAUUCCAAAAGAGCACAGAGCAGAAGCAUCCGAUUUACGUCAACAAUUAUUAGAGUCCCUUUCAAACUGUGAUGAUUUAAUAGCUGAUAUUUAUUUACAAGACAAAAUUCCUUCCUCAGAAGAAAUCAAGGCUGCAAUUAGGCGUUCUACUAUUAACAGAACUUUUGUUCCUGUUUUAAUGGGGUCAGCCUUGAAGAACAAAGGAGUUCAACAAAUGAUUGACAGAAUAUCAGAUCCAAAAUUGCUGAAACCAUUUAUUGGAUUGGCUUUUAAAUUGGAGGCAGGACGAACGUUCUUUCGAAUUUAUCAAGGUCGACUUUCUAAAGGCGAUACAAUUUAUGCAACCAGAGAUGGAAGGAAGGUAAAAAUAUCCAAAUUGGUUAGAAUGCAUGCUAACAAUAUGAUGGAAAUUGAUGUAGCUUAUGCUGGUGAUAUAUGUGCAGUUUUAGGAUUGGAAUGUGCUAGUGGAGAAACUUUUUGUUCUGAUCCAAGUAUGAAUGUACAUUGUGUAAGUUUAUAUUUAUUAUCUUUAUAUGAUAUAUUAUCUUUUUUCUUUAAUUAA
This is a messenger RNA of Meloidogyne enterolobii, 1269 nucleotides long. NCBI's taxonomy places the organism in Eukaryota, Metazoa, Nematoda, Chromadorea, Rhabditida, Meloidogynidae. The record is from the annotation of a GenBank genome assembly.